AUGUUUUCCCGACUACGAGUAGCUGCCACUCCCUGUGCGAUGGCAUGUCGCAGCGCACAUACGAAAGAAAAAGGCAAGCCACUGAUGUUAAACCCACGAACAAACAAGGGUAUGGCCUUUACAUUACAUGAACGACAGAUGCUUGGGUUGCAAGGACUUCUGCCUCCUAAAAUAGAAACACAAGACAUUCAAGCCUUACGCUUCCAUAAGAAUUUGGCAAAAAUGACUGACCCCUUGGAAAAGUAUAUCUACAUAAUGGGAAUCCAAGAGAGAAAUGAAAAAUUAUUCUAUAGAGUAUUGCAAGAUGAUAUCGAGCGGUUAAUGCCAAUUGUAUACACACCAACAGUAGGCCUUGCCUGCUCACAGUAUGGACACAUCUUCAGGAGACCAAAAGGAUUAUUUAUUUCUAUCUCAGACAGAGGCCAUAUAAGGUCAAUUGUGAACAACUGGCCCGAGAAUGAUGUUAAGGCUGUUGUUGUCACUGAUGGAGAAAGAAUAUUGGGUCUUGGAGAUCUAGGUGUGUAUGGGAUGGGAAUUCCAGUAGGAAAACUGUGUUUGUAUACAGCCUGUGCAGGAAUACAUCCAGAUAAAUGCUUGCCUGUGUGCAUCGACGUUGGAACUGAUAAUGCAACACUCUUAAAAGAUCCAUUUUAUAUGGGCCUGUACCAAAAAAGGGAUCGCUCACAGGUCUACGAUGACCUAAUUGAUGAAUUUAUGGAAGCCAUUACAGACAGGUAUGGCCAGAACACACUUAUCCAAUUUGAAGACUUUGGAAACCACAAUGCUUUUCGCUUUUUAAGAAAAUACAGAGAGAAAUAUUGUACCUUCAAUGACGAUAUUCAAGGGACAGCUUCAGUGGCCUUGGCAGGACUGCUGGCAGCACAGAAAGCCACUGGUAAACCACUUGCAGAGCAGAAAGUGCUGUUCCUUGGAGCAGGAGAGGCUGCCCUGGGAAUUGCAAACCUCAUUGUUAUGGCUAUGAUGGAAAGCGGCAUUUCUGCUGAGGAAGCCUACAGGAGAAUAUGGAUGUUUGACAAAUACGGUUUACUGGUUCAGGGCCGAGAACAAAAGGUAGAUUCCAAUCAAGAACCAUUUACACAUCAGGCUCCAGAGCAGAUACCAAAGACAUUUGUAGAGGCAGUGAAUGUACUUCGGCCUUCGGCUAUCAUUGGAGUUGCAGGAGCUGGGCGGCUCUUCUCUCAGGAUGUGAUCAAAGCAAUGGCCUCUAUUAAUGAGCGACCCAUAAUAUUUGCACUAAGUAACCCUACAGUGAAAGCUGAAUGCACAGCAGAGGAAGCAUAUACACUAACAGAG
Molecule: messenger RNA, 1314 nt
Organism: Balearica regulorum gibbericeps (East African grey crowned-crane)
Lineage: Eukaryota; Metazoa; Chordata; Aves; Gruiformes; Gruidae
Source: RefSeq, a predicted model, not a curated record